AUGUCGUUGGGUGUGCUACCUGCGGUGAGGGAUGAGAUUCAAGCAUUGCGUAGGGUUUUGCAAGAUGUGGUGAUGUCGAGGCAGCUGUCGGAUCAGCCCGUGUGGGAGUUGGAGAAUAACAACAGAUUCUCGGUUCGCUCCUUGUAUAACAGGUAUGUUUCAGCUUUCAUUCCGUUUGGCCCUUUCGUUGAGUUUGAUGACGCAUUGAUUUUGAAUUGGGAUACCGACGUACCUUUCAAAAUUAAGAUAUUCGGAUGGAGGUGUUUAAUUAAUAGGCUCCCUACCAGAUAUCUCCUUGAAAUUAGAGGUAUGGUUUCGCCAAAUCCGCGCAAGUGUGUUUCAUGCGAUUUGGAUUGCGAAACUCUAGAUCAUCUGAUGAUCAAUUGUUGUGUGGCGAGGUUAAUUUGGAGGGAGGUGGCGGAGUGGGUUGAUUUAUCAUGUGGGAAUAGUGCAGGAAUGAAAGACAGUUUCAUGGAUUGGUUCACCCUUUGCAAAGGCAAUAAGAUGAAGAAAAGAAAGGAAAGUGUUUUUUGGGCGGCAACUUGUUGGAGUAUAUGGUUGUUGCAUAACGGUAUUAUCUUUAGGGGUGACGAGUGGAAUGUUUAUGAUACGAUUUGGAGGAUUAAGGCAUUGAUUUGGCGGUGGUAUUUUGUUGGUAAUAUUACAUAUCCCAAUUGUAAUUUCUACGAGUUUUGCAAGGAUCCCGUAUUCUUUCUGUCGUAG
Molecule: messenger RNA, 723 nt
Organism: Vicia villosa (hairy vetch)
Lineage: Eukaryota; Viridiplantae; Streptophyta; Magnoliopsida; Fabales; Fabaceae
Exons: 1
Coding region: 1-723 (240 amino acids)
Source: RefSeq, a predicted model, not a curated record